UUGAAAUAUUUCUUAAUAGACGGAGAGAGAGUAUAGGUAAAUCACUGACUUGUGUCGCCAACCCAAUUUAGCUGCUCUUUAGGCGGGGAGAGCUUGGAGAAGAAGAAGAAGAGAAAGACCUCUUCCCUUUUUGCUAUCUCUUUCGUCAAUUCAUCCAAACUCGAAGAGAACAGAACAGAACAGAUUUCAUUCGUUAAUUAAACAGUUUCAGUUUAUUGAUUUGCUUCUGUUUGUGUUUGUGUUUGUGUUGUGAUCCGAUCGAACCAACAUCGGAAUCAGAAAACACCCACUAAAUAAAUUGAAUGUCUUGUUUCCCGGCCUAGAUCAAGUAGUAUUUCAUGUAAACGAGACUAAUUUAUUCAGAGCUGGGAGAAGACAUUGAUUGAUAUACAUUCAUUCACCAACUGAUCUUAUUUGAAUACCGCUAUUUGAUCUAACUGAGGUUAAAGACAAUGUCGAGGCAUCUCCAUCGAACUUCAUAUGGGUGGGGGCGUUUAUCAGGAAACAGCCAAGAUUGGUGGGAUGGUGACAUUCAGAUGAACGAUAGAACAGAUAAAGAUGAUACCGAAACAAAAAGAUAUUCGACUGAUGAGAAACAGCAGUUGUCUUUUAAAUUACUUUACAAGUUUCUUUUUCGAGACAAUUCUUCUUCGAAACAACAGGGGGACAAUUGUUUCUCUACAGAUCCUAAUCUGAUGAAUACCCACAAGCUAGCCUGGCUAUUUCUCAAAUUCAGUCUUGUUGCAAUUCUAAUCAUAGCUCUGUUUUGGUCCUUAUGGUGGACACUUUCCUUCAAUACAACCAAUACAAAUCACAUAUACAGCGGAGGACAUAAAAGAAUCCAGGAGCAGCUUUUAUUAGAUCUAAGGGAUAUUGGAGACAUCUCACAUGGUAAUGCUAAGUUUAAAGAAUUGGAUUUCUGUCCUAAAGAGACUGAAAAUCAUGUCCCUUGCUUCAAUUCAACCGAGAAUCUAGCUUUGGGAUUAAACAAGGGUGUAGAGUAUGACCGUCUCUGCAGACAAGGAUUAAAGACAAACUGUCUUGUUCUUCCGCCUGUAAAUUACAAAAUUCCUCUCAGAUGGCCUACUGGAAAAGAUGUAAUCUGGGUUGCAAACGUCAAGAUAACUGCUCAAGAGGUUUUAUCUUCCGGGAGUUUGACCAAGAGGAUGAUGAUGUUGGAGGAAGAACAGAUAUCAUUCCGAUCAGCGUCACUUAUGUUUGAUGGCGUUGAAGAUUAUUCACAUCAAAUUGCUGAAAUGGUUGGGCUUAGGAAUGAAUCCAAUUUCCUCAAUGGUGGAGUUAGAACCAUAUUAGAUAUAGGAUGUGGAUUUGGUAGCUUUGGUGCGCAUAUGUUCUCCAAACAACUGUUAACCAUGUGUGUGGCAAACUAUGAAACUUCUGGUAGUCAAGUUCAGCUAACUCUUGAAAGAGGGCUUCCUGCUAUGAUUGGAUCUUUCAUAUCUAAGCAACUGCCUUAUCCAUCUCUUUCGUAUGAUAUGGUUCAUUGUGCUAGAUGUGGCAUCGAUUGGGACCAAAAAGAGGGUAUACUGCUUAUAGAGGUUGAUAGAGUACUAAAGCCGGGUGGAUACUUUGUGUGGACUUCACCACUUACAUCGGCGCAACACUCUAUUCCUAACAAAGAAAAUAAGAAACGGUGGGAUUUCGUGCGUAAUUUCGCAACUGGUUUAUGCUGGAAAAUGUUGUCACAACAGGAUGAAACUGUUGCAUGGAAGAAAACCAGUAACAGGGAUUGCUAUAGUUCCAGGAAAACUGGUUCAGGCCCAUCAAUCUGCAGCAAGAGCCAAGAUAUUGAAACUCCAUAUUAUCGACCAUUACAAUCAUGCAUAGGAGGAACUCAAACGCGUAGAUGGAUAUCAAUUGAAGAAAGACCAUCUUGGCCUUCACGGUCUAAAAUGAAUUCAUCUCUACUCUCAAUCUAUGGUUUGCAUUCGGAAGACUUUGCAGAUGAUACAGAAAACUGGAAUGCAGCUGUUCGUAACUACUGGACUCUUCUUUCACCUUUGAUAUUCUCAGAUCAUCCUAAAAGACCGGGCGAUGAGGAUCCAUCACCACCUUACAAUAUGGUUAGAAACGUGUUGGAUAUGAAUUCGAAGUAUGGAGGGUUCAAUUCUGGUCUUUUGGAAGCUGGUAAAUCUGUUUGGGUUAUGAAUGUUGUGUCUACUAGUGGACCAAAUACCCUUCCUUUCGUACUUGAUAGAGGCUUUGUUGGAGUACUACAUGACUGGUGCGAGGCAUUCCCAUCGUACCCGAGAACAUACGAUAUGGUACAUGGAGAAGGAAUUUUAUCGCUUGAAUCUACUACACAACAUAGGUGUGCCAUAUCAGAUAUCUUCUCAGAAAUAGACCGAUUACUAAGACCAGAGGGAUGGGUAAUACUACGAGAUUCAAAGGCUCUGAUUGAAACUGGAAGAGCAUUAGCAGCUCGGUUAAAAUGGGAUGCUCGUGUUAUUGAUAUCGAAAGCAAUGGCGACGAGAAGCUUCUGGUAUGCCAAAAACCGUUUUUUCGGAAGCAAUCCAAAUAAGAUUUGAACUAUGCAAAGAUGAUGAUGUGAAGGAACCAAAGAAAGUUUUGCACAGAGAGACAUAUACGUAGGACCAUGUAAUUUAGUUACAAAUUAAGGUUGGACUACAAGUAUAGGCAUUUCAUUUUAUUUAUUUUGUUUUGUUUCUUUUUUCAUUGAGUUCAACUUCAUAUUCUUUUUAAAGUUAUUUCCAAGUAUAGAAUACGAUAUUAAUUUCAUUAAUAAGCAUUAACUAUAUUAUUCUUUUUUU
Messenger RNA from Impatiens glandulifera, 2793 nucleotides. RefSeq names its product probable pectin methyltransferase QUA2. The transcript is spliced from 9 exons. Lineage: Eukaryota; Viridiplantae; Streptophyta; Magnoliopsida; Ericales; Balsaminaceae. Bases 453 to 2543 code for a protein of 696 amino acids. Gene Ontology annotation, molecular function: methyltransferase activity. Gene Ontology annotation, cellular component: cytoplasm. The record is from RefSeq and is a predicted model, not a curated record.